GACCACCGCAACGGCUAGCAAACAGCUGCCCAUCGAGCUCCGUCUCCAUUGCUCCUUCCUCUUCAUUGCUCCUUCCUCCCCAUUGCUCCUUCCUCCCCAUUGCUCCUUCCUCCCCAUUGCUCCUUCCUCCCCAUUGCUCCUUCCUCCCCAUUGCUCCUUCCUCCCCAUUGACUUGUCUCUCUCCAUCACAUACCCACACAGUCAUCAUGCUCUCUACAUCACGAACUGCGCUGCGUCAAGCUGCGACCAAGCAGUUCACCGUUAAGGCCGGUGCGCGCGCUGCCUCCGCGUGGUCGAGCGUGCCGCAGGGACCUCCAGAUGCCAUUCUUGGUAUCACAGAAGCUUUCAAGGCCGACUCCAACCCCAAGAAGAUCAAUCUUGGUGUUGGCGCAUACCGCGACGACAAGGGCAAGCCCUACGUCCUGCCCUCCGUGAGGCAAGCCGAGAAGAAGAUCGUUGACUCAACCCUCGACAAGGAGUACGCUGGCAUCACGGGUGUCCCCAAGUUUACCAAGGCUGCCCUCGAGCUCGCCUACGGCUCUGACUCGACUCCUCUCGCUGAGGACCGUGUCGCUGUCACCCAGACCAUCUCCGGUACCGGUGCCCUGCGCAUUGGUGGUGCCUUCCUCGAGCGCCACUACCCUCACGCGAAGGCCAUCUACAUCCCUACCCCAUCAUGGGCAAACCACGCGGCUGUCUUCAAGGACUCUGGCCUCAAGGUCGAGAAGUACAGGUACUACAACAAGGACACCAUUGGCCUCGACUUCGAUGGCAUGGUCGCCGACAUCAAGGCCAUGCCCAAGAACAGCAUCGUUCUCCUCCACGCCUGCGCCCACAACCCCACUGGUGUUGACCCUACUGAGGAGCAGUGGCUGAAGAUUGCUGAUGCUGUCAAGGAGGGCGACCACUACCCCUUCUUCGACAUGGCCUACCAGGGCUUUGCCUCCGGUGACACCAACAAGGACGCCUUCGCGCUCCGUCACUUCAUCAAGGAGGGCCUCCGCCCCUGCCUUGCCCAAUCUUUCGCUAAGAACAUGGGUCUCUACGGCGAGCGUGUCGGUGCCUUCUCCAUCGUUUGCGAGUCUGCCGAGGAGAAGAAGCGCAUCGAUUCUCAGAUCAAGAUCCUUGUCCGCCCAUUGUACUCCAAUCCUCCCGUUCACGGUGCCCGCAUUGCCUCGGAGAUCCUGAACGACUCUUCCCUCAACCAGCAGUGGCUCGGUGAGGUUAAGGGCAUGGCCGACCGCAUCAUCACCAUGCGUGCUCUCCUCAAGGAGAACCUCGAGAAGCUCGGCAGCAAGCACGACUGGAGCCACAUCACAUCCCAGAUCGGCAUGUUCGCCUACACUGGCCUGACUGCUGAGCAGAUGGACAAGCUGGCCAAGGAGCACUCCGUCUACGCUACCAAGGACGGCCGUAUCUCGGUUGCCGGUAUCACCAGCGAGAAUGUCGGGCGUCUUGCCGAGGCCAUCUACAAGGUCAAGGGUUAAGCACCUGGUUUGGCGCGCUUUCUUGCUUCAGCGUUCUCGGAUAUUCGGCAUAGCAUGGCGUGAAUGGUACACUGUACUAUACAGCAACAGGCACUAGGCUAUAUUGCGUAGUGCAGACCAAAAUUUACGUUCAGCUUCACGACUUACGACAACCUCUCCAGCUGCCCAUCAUCUUCACCAUUCUCUCGUUUCUCGAAGCUUCACUGAUCUGCGUAGGUUGCUUACCCCCACAUGAUUCGGCCCCCGGCUUCAAAGCUUCCUACGGAUCGGCAGUGCUCGCUUCCCUGCUCCAUGCAGGACACCCCACAUGUCGUUGGGCCUGAUGCUCCCAUCAGCACAGAGUAGAUCUUGCCCCACAGCGGUAUAGCUUCUGCCUCACCGCGUAUCUCGAACAUACAUAUGGGCUCACGUACAACAGCA
Molecule: messenger RNA, 1907 nt
Organism: Macroventuria anomochaeta
Lineage: Eukaryota; Fungi; Ascomycota; Dothideomycetes; Pleosporales; Didymellaceae
Product: mitochondrial aspartate aminotransferas-like protein
Exons: 7
Coding region: 207-1487 (426 amino acids)
Biological process (GO): biosynthetic process; L-aspartate catabolic process
Cellular component (GO): mitochondrion
Molecular function (GO): L-aspartate:2-oxoglutarate transaminase activity; pyridoxal phosphate binding
Source: RefSeq, a predicted model, not a curated record